Gryllus bimaculatus (two-spotted cricket) is the source of this 2067-nucleotide messenger RNA. The record is from the annotation of a GenBank genome assembly. NCBI's taxonomy places the organism in Eukaryota, Metazoa, Arthropoda, Insecta, Orthoptera, Gryllidae.
CUCUCUGCCGCCUCUCUGCCGCCUCGCCCCUCCUUUCGCCCUCCUCGCCCGCUUAAAGGAGGAGCGUUUUGGUGUGCUUGCUUGGCGGUGGCCGAAGCGCUGAGGCGGCGCGUGUGCGCAGGUGGCGGGCAGACGCGACCCGGACCAAGAGCGGAGGCGCGCGAGUGGAAAUCGAGGCGUGACAGGGCGGAGCGCUUCCGCGGGCGCGCCUACGAGGACGCGCUGCGCGACGGCGUGCUGCUCUGCAAGCUCAUGAACCGCCUGCAGCCAGGCCUCGUGCCGCGCAUCAACACCUCGGGCGGCGACUACAAGAUGAUGGACAACCUCAGCCAGUUCCAGAAGGCGUGCGUCAAGUACGGCGUCCCGGACGUUGACCUGUUCCAGACCGUCGACCUGUGGGACAAGAAGAACAUCGUGAACGUGACAGUCACGAUUUUCGCUAUUGGAAGAACGGCGUACAAGCACCCCGAGUGGCGCGGCCCGUGCCUGGGCCCGCGCCCGUCCGAGGAGCACCGGCGCGAGUGGACUGAGGAGCAGCUGCGCGCCGGGGAGGCCAUCAUCGGCCUGCAGGCCGGCCAGAACCGCGGCGCCACCCAGUCGGGCCAGAACUUCGGCGCCUCCCGCAAGAUCCUGCUGGGCAAAUGAACCUCUCGCCCCGACGCUCGCCGCCCGCCGCCCCCGCCCUCGCUCUCGCCCUCUUCUCUCGCACGCUCCACGCUCCCCGCCCCACGCUCCUCGCUCCUCGCACCGGACUCCUCGGGUAGACGAGGUGCGACUGCAACACUCAUCGACCAGCGCUGUCGUCGCGGAAAAUGGCGAAGAGUUGAAACACCUUUUUUUCUCGUAUCGAAAGUUUUUAUGAACCACUUGUGAAAUGAAAAAAACACCCGUUUGAUUUAUUACUCCGGUUUAAUAUUGGAUACGUAUCAAGCGGUUUAGUUUUAAAAAAUGAAAUAUACCUCUAAUUUUAAUGCGAUUUCCAAACCAUUCAUUUUUGCAGACGUAGCAUUUUUCCGUGACUGCGUUUCGGACUCCUUGUCUACGACUGAGACGGUUCACUCUGCUGUUCUUCCUGCCACUCCUCGCUGCUCCGAAGCGGAGACUGCCGCUUGUUGGAAAACUUUUAGGUUAUGUAAGAUAUUCUCAGAGCUUUUUUAUGCAGCCAUUUUCUUCUUACUCUGCAUUACCCCCUAAAUGUUAGAUAAUCAAUACAAUAAAGCAAAUAUUCCUUAUUUAAAUGUCCUUUGCUAAUGAAGGUGAGUAAUGAAAUAAUACGUUCGUCUUUAAUCAUUCCAUCUAACGUUAUCUACUGUGUGACUACAUUUCUAUAUCCAACUAAGACAUUCGCAAUUUAUGAAUAGGAAAGAAUAUUCUUAAAAAAGACGAACUUAAAUGCGGUAAUAUAGGAUUUUACUGAUUCACAUCAAGAGGAAAAAAUCUUCAUAUAUCAGACAGGUUUAUUUCUGAUGCUUUUAUAAGAAGAAAAUACGAAGACUGCAAAAUAAACUUGUUAAUGUAGUCAAGCGUUACAUUCUAUUAUGAGUCUUUCUGCAGAUUAGAAGUAAAACAAUCAAUCCAUUCACCAUUUUCUGCGUGAUUUGCUUUGCUUGCUUGCGACUCCUAGCAGUCGCAUUUGAAUGGCGGGCGCACAUAAAUAUUUUCAUUUCGACUCAUUUUUAAAAUAUACUAUGCUGUAGUACAAUAUCAUAUCAAAAUAUUUUUUUGUUAGAAACUGCAAUUUUCUAAGCUGUACAUGGAUGUAGGUGACAUUUGCAAACCCGUUUAAUUUUCAUUUAAGUCCAUUUCUAUUUAUUAAAAGUAAAAAAUAAUAAUUCGAAUAACAAUUCAUCGAACUACUGAAAAAGUUAAGAAUUGUAAUUUUUUUCGCACUAUGAAAUUUAUCUUACUUGUAUAAUAUUGCAAAUGGUGCCUAGCGGAUCUCUUCAGGAUUAAUAGAAUUUAACAUAUUUUUGUAAACUUGUUUGUAGAUGUUUAUUAUUAAUUUGCUUCAGUAAAAUAUUAAUUUAUUUUGUGUAUAUUGAAACAAAGAAAGUUCUUUCUCUGAAA